ACGGAGCGCAACAGACCGCAUGCAGCAGACGCUUGACUUCAAUCAUUUUUGCUCACUGACUCUAUUACUUGUAGAUUUCGUUGAAAACUGGAUCGUUAUCUUAUAUCAAACAUAAAUGGGGUCCUGCAAAACUUCUUUGAAUGCGGCAUCUUCAGUUCGAGGCUCUUUUAAGACUUUUCCCUGGAGAAUAUGAACAUGUGGGAAGUGUGAUUUGCUGGCAUUAUAAUGUCAAGUUUGCCAUCGUCUUAGACUGCGAAGGAUGAACCGAAUGGGUUCCUUUACAUAGAGCCUAUAAUAUCCAUUUAUGCACUAGAAGAAAACUAAGAUAGAACAGCAAAAAUGGAACCAUUUACAUUGCAUGAUAUGCUCAUAAACUCAACUAAUCUUUAUAAGAUAUUAUGUGACUUUGGAAUCAAGAAUGUCUCAGAGUGUGAAGAUGAAAGCGAGACCCCUCCGGAACCGAAAGAUUUGAAUCAGACAGUACGUAUCUUCCUCUAUAGCCUCAUCUUCCUGGUCAGCGUUCUGGGUAACAGCCUGAUCAUCGCCGUGCUGGUGAGGAACCGCCGCAUGCGCACCGUCACCAACCUGUUCCUGCUCUCCCUGGCCGCCAGCGACCUGAUGCUCUGCCUCUUCUGCAUGCCCUUCACCCUCAUCCCCAACCUCAUGAGGGACUUUGUGUUUGGCUCGGGCAUCUGCAAGGUGGCCAUGUACUUCAUGGGGAUCUCGGUGAGCGUCUCGACCUUCAACCUGGUGGCAAUUUCCCUGGAGCGCUACAGUGCCAUCUGCAACCCUCUGACCUCCCGGACCUGGCAAACCAAGUCCCACGCUGCCAAGGUCAUCUCUGCCACCUGGGUGGUGAGCUUCCUGUUCAUGCUGCCCUACCCCAUCUCCAGCACCCUGGUGCCCUUCACCCGGGUCAACAACAGCACGGGCAACAUGUGCCGCCUGGUCUGGCCCAGUGAUGUCAUCCAGCAGUCCUGGUAUGUGUCCCUGCUGCUGCUGCUCUUCCUGGUUCCUGGGAUCAUGAUGAUGACAGCCUAUGGCCUCAUCUCCCUGGAGCUCUACAGGGGCAUCAAGUUUGAGAUGGCCAACAGGAAGUCCAGCAGAGAGAGACAGUGUAGCACCGGCAGCAUCAAACCCGGCGACAACGACGGCUGCUACCUUCCACCCGCCAAGAAGAAGGGCGAGCACCUCCAGAGCCCUCCCUCGACCCCUAACGUGACCGUCAACAGCAGAGACAACGUGGACAGCAACAAGUCCAAGCUGAACCGUGUGUGCAGCAACAGCUCCACCUGCAACCUGAUGGCUAAGAAGCGCGUGAUUCGCAUGCUCCUGGUCAUCGUCUGCCUCUUCUUCCUUUGCUGGACGCCCGUGUUCGCCGUUAACGCCUGGCGGGCCUUCGACCGCCGUUCUGCCGACAAGCUCCUCUCGGGGGCGCCGAUAUCCUUCAUCCACCUGUUGUCGUACACCUCCGCUUGUGUCAACCCCAUUAUAUACUGCUUCAUGAAUAAGCGUUUCCGCCAAGGGAUUCUGUCCACCUUCACCUGCUGUAGCAGCCCAAAGGCUGGUGGAGUCGGGAGGGGGGCUGGGAGUAGGAUGGGGACGGGGAGAGGGGGAGGAAGAGGAGGGAUGAGAAGCAGAGAGAAUGGGCACACGCCACAGAGUGGUAAUAACACGCGCUUCACAUACAGUAGUAUCCGUGGCUCCGCCCAGGCUUAGCUUCCUUUCUCCAUCAUUGACCAAUCAGAAUGAGUAAGUGGUCAUGCAUACACACACACACACACACACACACACACACACACACACACACACACACACACACACACGUACAUUGAGAUUUCGGUCUCUGAUGAGGUCAUGCAUAGCUGCUUUCAACUUUUAAAGUCACCAUACUUGUGAAAGUGGACAUGUAUGUAUGAAGAGAAUCUCAGACAAUAGGUAGAUGACAUACUUGUGAAAGUGGACAUGUAUGUAUGAAGAGAAUCUCAGACAAUAGGUUGAUGACAUACUUGGUGUCAUUACAAAGAAAGGACCAUCCAACAAUGCCAUGUUGACUACAUGAAAUGGAAUAAUCAGCCAAGGUUUUCAACAAGGAGAAGGUUAUGAAUUUAAAUAUGUAUCGGUAAACAAACUGAGGAACGUUGGCACCUGAUAUAACUCUUUAUGAGGUACAGGACCCUAAAUGCUUCUUUAAUAGGGACCGUGAGAAAACAUGGCUAGUUUAUGUCGACAGCCAUGAGGUUAACAUCCAAUGCUGUUCCUCCACACAGACAUUCACCUCAAACACCCAUGAUGUGUCACGGUGUCUCUUCACGUAAACCCCUCCUCCUCUCCUGAAUCACCCACGGGGAAAAGCAGCACCCUAGUUGUCUUGGUUUGACGUUGACCAGAUGAUCCCAGAGUAACGUCCAAGAAGCUUUUUCAGAGCCAUGUAAGAUCUCCAUGAGCAUGUUGAACGGAUGAACCCUGGCUGACCCUUGUGUGUGUGUGUUUUCUCCUCUCUCUACAUAAUAUUCUCUCUGUACACAUUCUUGUCAGGGACUUGAAAGGCACAAACCACAGCCCAAUGAAGACACCACGUUCCCCAAGACAAUAAUAACUUCCCAAACCUCAGACUCCUUUUUACAGGCAGUGUGACACACAAAUAUGCCCAUACGUGUAAAUACAUCUGGACUAAUUGUUACCAUCCCUGGCCUUGUCAUGCUCUGAAAUGCAUUCCUAGCCUUGUAGCAGUGUCAUCCUCGUGGGCGCACAAAAAACAAAAAAAAAUGUUUUUUUCUUGUCCUUGACUCAGUCAUCUUUUAUCAUUGUACCUAGUGUACUAUUUAUUGUAAGUGACACGACUGUGGCCUUAUCGUGGUGUGGGACUCUGUGCACCUGUCCGUCCCACUACUUCAAAAAGGACCUUUCCCAGCAUUACCUGUCAAGCAUAUCACACCUGGUCUCUGUUGACUUGGGUUGUUAAAUACACUGCAGCACAAAUGUAGCAAAUUGUGUUGUUUUCUCCUCUUUGUUGUAUUGUGUCGUCAUGUCACUGUUAAUUGGAGGAUUCUUAGUGUUCCUCUCGAAGGGAAAUUGUUCUGUAAAGUGCAUGGGAUGCAUUACCAAAAAAAAAGAGGAAAUUAAAUAUUAAAAGUCUG
Molecule: messenger RNA, 3140 nt
Organism: Oncorhynchus gorbuscha (pink salmon)
Lineage: Eukaryota; Metazoa; Chordata; Actinopteri; Salmoniformes; Salmonidae
Gene: cckar
Product: cholecystokinin A receptor
Exons: 5
Coding region: 340-1719 (459 amino acids)
Biological process (GO): neuropeptide signaling pathway
Cellular component (GO): membrane
Molecular function (GO): neuropeptide receptor activity; gastrin receptor activity
Source: RefSeq, a predicted model, not a curated record